AUGCAACAAAUCAAACGUCGACAACUUGAUUGCUUUAAUAAAUAUGAUGAAAGAAAAAGAAGAAAAAGUAAAUCAAAUGAAAUAAUUUCAAUCUUGGAAAAUCUUGCAAAUGAAACUAUUUAUGAAAUAUUUGAAUAUCUUGAUUAUUAUCAUAUUUAUCAAAGUUUUUACAAUCUUAACACUCGAUUUCGUUCCCUACUAACGAAAUCAACUCUUCCACUGAAAAUCAAUCUUUUUCUCAUGUCGCAAACAACAUUCAAUCGUUACAAUCAAGAUAUAAUUAUACCAAAUAAUCAUCGAAUUGAAACUCUACGAAUUGAAAAUCAUAUUAUAUUUGAUGAAUAUACACUUGGAUUAUCAAACAAAAUAUUUCUUCGAACAUUGAUUAUUGAAAAUAUUGAAUCAACAUGUCUCAAAAAUCUUCUUGACCAAUUAAAUAUGAUGUUGCAUCUUUCAUCACUCAGUAUCACCACACUUGAUGCUAUUGAGAAUAAAAAUCCUAUCUAUCAACAAAUAUUUCGUUUAGAAUCAUUGAAAUAUUGUAAAUUAUCAUUAGGAGGUGGAUAUUCUACUAAAGAAUUACCAAUGGUGACUGAUGAAUAUAGUCCAAUCGAAUAUUUAAUUAUUGACCAUGAAAUAUAUAUUGAGCAGUUACCAACAUUCUUUUCGUAUGUUCCUCAUCUUCGUCAUUUAUCAUUACAUUUAUUACGUGAACAAGGAACAAUUGAAAAUCGAUCAUUUUCAUCUGCAUUAAAUUAUUUAACACAUGUAUCUAUUAUUUUAGAAACUUCUAUCAAUUUUAAUACUCUGGAGAAUCUGCUGUCUCGUUCUUUUCCUUUUAUUCAAGUUUUACACAUUUCGGCCGGUUGGAAACAUUUCGAUGCGCAUAAAUGGCAACAUUUGAUAUCAACAUAUUUACCAAAUUUGCCUAUUUUUGAUGCUGUAUUCAAGAUAAUUCCAUAUAUAACUGUUCAAAAACUCGAGAUUGAACAGCGAAUGAACUUAUUUCGAUCAUCGUUUUGGAUUGAUCGACAAUGGUUAUUCGAUUGUCGUUUAACACACACAAAAUAUUUUCAACCAAUAAUAUUAUUUUCAUCAGAUCCAUAUAGAAGAAAAGAAUGCAUCAUUAGUAAUCGCUCGACUAGUGUUCUGUGUGUAGAUAAAUAUGAAAAAGUUUUCAAAUCAGUUCAUCAUCUUCAGAUUACAAACACAGCAGUCUUGGAAGAAUCUAACGAUUAUUUUCCAAAUGUUAAUAAACUUACAAUAGAAGAUGAUUCACCAGUAUUUACUCAUCAACCAACUCACAUUAGUCUUAAUCGUAUUUUACCUUUACAACAACUCCAAAUAUUGGUAAUUGAAUAUAGUCAUCUAUCUUUUUUGAAAAUUAUUGAAUUUUUAUCUUAUACACCAAAUGUUCAUACAUUGACGUUUCAAACAAUGCUUCUUCUCAAAGAAAAUAAGAAAACUAUCAAACAAAAUGAAAUAUUUCAAUCGAUAUCAAAGAUAAAUCGUGUCACUAAUAUUAAAUACGCUUCCGAAUGUACAAAAGACGAGCUUGAAUUAUUGAUUAUGCUAUUUCCUCGUUUGCAACGCCUUCAGAUCGGUACGGUAAAAACCGAUAUGGAAUCAAUCUUACGGUUUUUAUUGAUUGACAAUAACCGGUAUACACUUCAUUUGCGCGUUUUAUGUUUUACAUCCGUAAGUGAAGCUCAUGUAAAUUAUCUGAAAGAUCUAAUCAACACCAAAGCGAUAUCUUCUAAUUCAAGAAUAAAACAGAGUGGUAACAACUUGUAUUUAUGGUGGUAA
Adineta ricciae is the source of this 1806-nucleotide messenger RNA. The record is from the annotation of a GenBank genome assembly. Lineage: Eukaryota; Metazoa; Rotifera; Eurotatoria; Adinetida; Adinetidae.